Messenger RNA from Papilio polytes (common Mormon), 1706 nucleotides. RefSeq lists its product as uncharacterized. The transcript has 4 exons. Bases 1 to 822 code for a protein of 273 amino acids. Lineage: Eukaryota; Metazoa; Arthropoda; Insecta; Lepidoptera; Papilionidae. The record is from RefSeq and is a predicted model, not a curated record.
AUGAACGACGACGCUGAAUUAUACAAAAAGAGUAACACCUUACAGAAACGAGAUGCCGUAGAAUGCUUAGAAGAGUACGCGAUUAAAAUUAAAUGGAGAAACUACAACGAUCGGAUAAUAGAUAUAGGAUGCGGGGACGGCAGCGUGACUUCAAAUAUACUUAGAAGUUAUAUACCAAAUAAUUAUGGCAGACUUAUUGGAUGCGACAUCAGCAAAAACAUGGUCCAGCACGCGAACAGACACCACGCUGACAACCGCAACUGCUUCCGGGUCAUGGAUAUUGAAAGCGAGCUCCCGAGGGACCUGAGGGAAUGUUUCGACCACGCAUUCUCUUUCUACACCCUACACUGGAUUAAGCGGCAAGAAUGUGCGUUCAGGAAUAUCUUCGACUUGCUAGUGGAGGGCGGCGACUGCUUGCUGAUAUUCCUGGGGCACAUGCCCGUAUUCGACGUGUACCGCGUGCUCGCACGCAGCGCCCGCUGGCGACCGUGGCUGCAUGACGUCGAUCGCUUCGUCUCCCCAUACCAUGAUACGCAGGAGCCGGAGAAAAAGAUAAGGGUUAUGAUGGAGGAGAUCGGCUUCCACGACGUAGAAGUCAAGCGGAAAGAGAGAUCAUUCAUCUACGAUAGCAUCGAAGCUGUGAAAAAGGCAGUAUCAGCGGUAAACCCUUUCAAGAUCCCUCAGGAGAUGCAGGAGGAGUUUAUGGAGGACUACCUGGCUGUAGUGCGUGACAUGCGACUUAUCGACCGCGUCAACAAUAACACAGAUGGCUUAAGUGUUAGAGCUAACUACAGCUUGCUUAUUGCCUUUGGAAGGAAGUAAUCCCUUACCAUGUAUUUACUGUUGGAAAACAUAUGCAAAUGUAAUUUAUUAUCUCACCUUUCAUCAAAAUAUUAGAAACAAGGAAAUGAUUAGGUACCUAAGUGUUUUUCUACAGGUUUUGUACCUAUGGAAAAUAGUGGGUAAGAUAACGCAAAAAAUAAGAAAAGCAAUGUUUUAAAUAAAUAUCGAUCUCCUUGUUAUGUUAAAAUUUAAAGAGACAUAUAUUUUAAUGCAAAUUUUCCUAAGAUCUGUAAAACAUACAAAUGUUUAUAUUUAUGUAUGUUUAUCGUGCAAAUUCUUUCGCUUAGCGCUAAAUUUAUUCGUAUAUGUAUAUUUAUAUCUAAUUUAUCUCAUAUUGUCUAUGGAAAAUUAUGUUAACUUCUUUCAAAAUGAAUAUUAUAGAAUUAAGUUAAAGAAUCUCAUCUUCUCUAAAUUGGGCGAGGUAAUUUAAGAGUAAUCUUGAAAGGUAUGAUUGAAUAAAAGAACGUUAGGAACGUUUGUGUGAUUCAUUUAGAAAAACAAAUGAAGGGGUGUUGGUGGGUGUCAUGUAAUUAUCGUCUGAUCAUUAUUGCUAAAACUUAGAGCGGGCGCACACCUUUGACCACACUAUCACACCGUUGUACGAUUGUCGAUUGUUUCGCCGCCCAUUCAACUGUUCAGUUGCACAACUAAAAAUCGAAUAGUGUAACCUUCGUGUAAGCUCACAAGAAUCAAAGCGCGACUGAACAGUUUUGCGAUAGUAUAGUCAAAGGUGUGCAACCGUUCUUAGAAAGACGGUGGCAACAGUAACAUUAAGCAUAGUCGUCAUCAUGCGAUAAUUUAGUCUAGGCGACAUUACUUUUUUUUGUAUUAUUUUUUACCAAGGUGCUAUUUAUGUUUAUUCA